UUAUUGAUAAUCAAAAAAUAUGCAGAAAGCUCUGUUAAUGGUGUUAACAUGGAAGGAGACAUCAACCAGGAACUUCUUAGCAAACCAGCAGAAGCAGAAGUAACUGUUGCAGAUCAUGAAGUGUCGUUAAAGAACAAGGUUUGGAGCGAGACAAAGAAGUUGUGGGUUGUGGCGGGGCCUGCUAUAGUGACCAGAUUCACCACGUUUGGGAUCAAUGUUAUCAGUCAAGCCUUUAUUGGUCACAUUGGUGCUGCAGAACUAGCUGCCUACUCUUUCGUAUAUACCGUGCUUUUGAGGUUUUCAAGCGGCGUCCUGUUGGGCAUGGCAAGUGCACUGGAAACUCUCUGUGGGCAAGCAUACGGGGCGAAACAGUAUAACAUGCUUGGAGUAUAUCUUCAAAGAUCGUGGAUAGUCUUGUUCUUGACUUCAAUCUUUCUCCUUCCUCUACUAAUCUUCACAACCCCAAUUCUUAAGAUUUUAGGCCAAGAAGAGAAUAUAGCAGAUAUUGGAGGGGACAUUGGUCACUGGUUCAUUGCCGUGCUAUAUUCCUUGAUUCCAAGUUUUACAUGUCAAAUGUUCCUACAAGCACAGAGCAAAAACGUGAUCAUAACUUACUUGGCAGCAUUUUCAAUUGCAAUCCACCUCCUCCUCUCAUGGCUUUUAACUGUGAAGUAUAAGUUUGGGAUUCCUGGUGCAAUGUUCUCCACUGUGUUGGCAUAUUGGAUUCCAAAUAUUGGUCAGCUUGCAUUUGUUAUGUGUGGAGGAUGUCGGCAAACAUGGAAAGGUUUCUCAUCACUCGCUUUCAAGGAGCUUUGGCCUGUUAUCAAGCUUUCCGUUUCAUCUGGUGUUAUGCUCUGUCUCGAGAUCUGCUACAAUACAGGGUUGCUUAUUCUAGCAGGAUUCAUGAAAAAUGCUGAGGUCUCCAUUGAUGCUCUAUCUAUAUGCCUUAACAUCAAUGGAUUAGAAAUGAUGAUAUCUCUGGGAUUCUUGGCUGCAGCAAGUGUUCGGGUAUCAAACGAAUUGGGAAGAGGGGAUUCAAAAGCGGCAAAGUUCUCAAUCAUGAAUACAGUGCUGACUUCAUUUGUCAUUGGAUUUGCCCUUUUUCUAGUUUUCUUAUUUGUGAGAGGACGUAUUGCUUACAUAUUUACCGACAGUCAGGAGGUGGUUGAAGCAGUUGCAAGCUUGUCACCCUUGUUGGCUGUAUCAAUACUAUUGAACAGUAUUCAACCCGUGCUCUCUGGAGUUGCUGUUGGAGCUGGGUGGCAGAGCACAGUAGCAUAUGUUAACAUAGCCUGCUAUUAUCUUGUGGGAAUUCCCGUUGGUGCUGUUCUUGGAUAUCUUUUUAAUAUGGGAAUCAAGGGUGUUUGGGUUGGAAUGUUGUUUGGAACAUUUGUUCAGACUCUUGUACUCGUUGUUAUCACUUAUAGAACCGACUGGGACCAACAGGUAAUUUUGGCACAUAAACGCGUUAAAAGGUGGGGAGCAGAAGAUGGUAAAGAAGGAAAACCUGCUGCAUCAGAUGUGUAAUUUUAGCUUUCCCAUUCAUCUUACAUCAUAUAAAAAUCUUAAACAAACUAUUGAAAUCUGAAGUUAUUUUCUUUCUCAGACACCUUUUGUUGUCAAUUCUUGAGACUGAAUUAUGUUUUUUUGAAGUUGUAAAUUGAUGUA
Messenger RNA from Carya illinoinensis, 1668 nucleotides. RefSeq names its product protein DETOXIFICATION 21-like. The record is from RefSeq and is a predicted model, not a curated record. Gene Ontology annotation, cellular component: membrane. Gene Ontology annotation, molecular function: antiporter activity; xenobiotic transmembrane transporter activity. The coding region runs from base 49 to 1527 and encodes 492 amino acids. The transcript has 8 exons. Gene Ontology annotation, biological process: xenobiotic detoxification by transmembrane export across the plasma membrane. Lineage: Eukaryota; Viridiplantae; Streptophyta; Magnoliopsida; Fagales; Juglandaceae.